AUGUCGCAAGUCCUGCGCAGCGUGAAGAAUGUCACCAAAGGCUACUCCACCGUGCAGGUCAAGGUGCGCAAUGCAACCAGCAAUGACCCUUGGGGACCUACGGGGAGCGACAUGGCAGACAUUGCCCGUAUUACCUUCAAUAGCUCUACCGACUUCUACGAGGUCAUGGACAUGCUCGAUAAACGCCUAAACGACAAGGGCAAGAAUUGGCGACAUGUAUUGAAGAGUCUGAAAGUGCUCGACUACUGCCUGCAUGAGGGCAGCGAGCUGGUCGUGACGUGGGCGCGCAAGAACAUUUACAUCAUCAAGACUUUGCGCGAGUUCAUCCACGUUGACGAGGAGGGGAGAGACGUUGGCGCGGCCAUCCGACACUCGGCAAAGGAGCUGUCAUCGCUGAUCAUGGACGAGGAGCGAAUGCGCACUGAGCGAGCCAACCGAGGCUCGUGGAAGUCGCGCGUUACCGGCCUGGAAGAGUUUGGUGGAUCGGUCGAGGAGCCAGAGACCACGCCUCAGCGCAAAGGCCGGCGCAGGCAUACACACAACACUGCCAGUACCGAUGAUGACGACCUGGAGUAUCGCCUUGCGCUCGAAGCUUCGAAGAAUGAGGCCGAGGCGGAUGCUGCGCGGAGGAAAGGGGGCCAGCCGGUGGAAGACGACGACGAUGAUUUGGCGAAAGCGAUCAAGCUCAGCAAGGAGGAAGAAGAGCUGCGGAAGCGCGAGCUGGAGGAUCAAAACCAGGCGAAUUUAUUAUUCGACGACGCUCCUGCCCAAGCUCCGCAGCCGACGGGCUUUAAUCAGGGCUACCAGCAACAGCAAGCCGUGGAUUGGUUCGGCAACCCGGUUGAGCAACAACAGCAGCAACAACCGCAGCAGACCGGCUACCUCAACAACGCAUACAGUCAACCCACAGGCUUCCAGAACGGUUACGGCGGCGGCUUCGGUUACCAACAACCGCAACAAACGGGAUACGAGCAGAUGCAGCAACCGCAAGCCCAGUUCAUCCAACCACAGAACACAUACAACCCGUGGGCGCAACAGAUGAACGGCUUCGGCCAGCAACAACAGCAACCGAUUCAAGAACAGCCCACCGCGCAACCCGGCUCCAACAACCCCUGGGCCAGCGCCAACAACUCAAUCUCCACCCCCGUCCAAGCCCAACCAACAGGCUCCAACAACCCCUUCGCCGCCCACCGACCCCAAACACAGUCCCCCUUCGCCUCCAAAGCGCCCACCCUCUCCGCGCUACAGGAACAACAAACAGCCCAACAAUUCCAAUCCCGCCGGAAUCCAAUCGCAAACUUCCAUCAACCUCCCAGCUCGCCAGUCCAACAACAACCCACCGCCCUCCAACAGCAACAACAACAGAAACCGCAGGAUCCCUACCAAGCCCACCUAAACGCCCUCCUAGCCUCCGGCGCCGGGCAGGAUACCUUCGGCAAUACAGGCGAAAUGCGCGUCCCCGCCCAUCACACCGCGGGAGCCACCUUUGUCAAUUCCGCCGGGCAGGGGAGUAUGGGCAGGCUGGAGGCGGCGCGGACGGGGAACAAUCCCUUUUAUACGCAGCAGAGUGCGGCGCAGUUUCAGUAUCCCGCGCAGACGGGGCCGGCGACGGCGCAUCCCGGAAUGGGGAUGGGGAUGGGGAUGGGGAGUGCGAAUCCGUUUGGGGCGAGGCCGGGUGGGCAGCCGAUGCAGCAGCCGCAGCAGGGCGCGCAGGGCGGGCAGGGGGUGGGUGGGAGUUUGAUUGAUCUUUGA
This is a messenger RNA of Baudoinia panamericana UAMH 10762, 1752 nucleotides long. RefSeq lists its product as uncharacterized. Gene Ontology annotation, cellular component: plasma membrane; endosome; clathrin vesicle coat. Gene Ontology annotation, biological process: endocytosis; actin filament organization. The transcript has 3 exons. The record is from RefSeq and is a predicted model, not a curated record. Lineage: Eukaryota; Fungi; Ascomycota; Dothideomycetes; Mycosphaerellales; Teratosphaeriaceae. Gene Ontology annotation, molecular function: phospholipid binding; clathrin binding. The coding region runs from base 1 to 1752 and encodes 583 amino acids.